GCGGGCCGGACCGACGGCGGCCGCACCCUAACGUGGGGGCCGGGGUGGGGGACCUAAGGCUAGGUCCGGGACGGGGACUUGGCUUUCCCGCCUCAGCUUCCCCGAGCGCCAGCGACCGUACCAGAAGCCCCGCGUUCGGGCACCGCUGUGCCCGCUCAACACGUGGACCGCUAACCAAGUUUUAGACUUUUGUUAACUGUACUUUUUCUACUGGCAUUGCAGCCACUGAGUGGACGUGGGCCAGUGACUCUAUGUCCUCACCGGGGUCAGUUCUGUCCACCAAAAGGGCCGACCAAAGCAGCCUCAACGCCCGCGAAGAAGCAUGGGGUGUCAUGCGCUUCUCCUCCCUCCAGAGGUGCAGCUGUCCCCUGGAGGUGCUGGCCCUGGGGAGAAGACCGUGGCGAUCUUGGCCUGGGCCUUGGCUCCGAGGAAGCAGGAGCUACUACAGCGAAAGAAGAAGUGAAGCGAGGAAGCCGCAAGACAGCAUCGUGAAAAGACGGUAGCAGAGGUGGCAGCGUCACAGCUCAGCUACCUGGCCAUCACUGGGAGUAGAGCCCAGGACUUGGAGUCUGGAGUCCUGGGUUUCAGCCUGCUGUAGAACUGCAAGCGAGCUCCUUCUCUUGUUUGGUAUUUGGUUUCCCUGCAAUCUGUUGGCGCCAUCUUGGAAGUCAGGGCAGGAGCCAGUUCUUGGAGGAGACCUGGUGGAGGGCAUGCAUUGCUGCGGGGCUCUUUUCUUCUGCCUGUGUCUUUUGACAUCUCAGGGCACAACAGCAGAGACAACAAUGGCCACAGAGAUAAAAGGGAAAGAGGUCCUGGUCUGGAUGCAGAGGAUGGAGAGGCAGGUGCAGGGCCGGAAAUUCUCUUCUCCUGAUGGCCAAGUCCAUCACCUGGAGCAGAGGCUGCUGAAUGCCACCUUCCAUGACAACAAGCUAAACUUGCACACGAACACCAUCCAGUCUCUGGUCUUCAAGCUGGGCUGCAACUUCACUGGCCUCUCCCUGAGCAGUGCUACUCAAGAGUGGGGCCCCCAGGCCCGGGCCCCGCAUGCCAUGCACUUCCCUGCAGAGCUGACCCGGGACGCCUGCUCGACACCUGCCCAGCCCAGGGAGCUGCGGCUCAUCUGCAUCUACUUCUUUACCACCUUCUUUUUCCAGGAUGAGAACAAUUCAUCCCUGCUCAAUAACUAUGUCCUGGGAGCUCAGCUGGACCAAAGACGCGUGAACAACCUCAGGGAGCUGGUCAACAUCAGCUUCUGGCACAACCGAAGCCUGGAAGGUUACUCUUUGACCUGCGUCUUCUGGAAGAAGGGAGCCAGCAAGCACCGCUGGGGCGCCUGGAGCCCCGAGGGCUGUCACACUGAACAGCCCUCGCCUUCCCAGGUGCUGUGCCGCUGCAACCACCUCACCUACUUCGCAGUUCUCAUGCAAGUGUCCCCGGCUCCGGUCCCCGCAGAGUUGCUGGUGCCUCUCGAGUACAUCUCCUUUGUGGGCUGCAGCGUCUCCAUUGUGGCCUCGCUGCUCACCAUCCUGCUGCACCUCCAUGCCAGGAAGCAGAACGAUUCCAUAAGACGCAUCCAUGUGAACCUGCACAUCUCCGUGCUGCUGCUGAAUGCCACGUUCCUCCUGAGUGCUGCGUCAGCCGUGCCCUCUGGGGCUGCGUGCAUGGCACUGGCUGCUCUCCUGCACUACGCCCUGCUCAGCUGCCUCACCUGGAUGGCCAUUGAGGGCUUCAACCUCUACCUCCUCCUUGGCCGUGUCUACAAUGUCUACAUCCACCGCUACGUGCUCAAGCUCUGCGCCGUGGGCUGGGGGGUCCCGGCGCUCCUGGUGCUGCUUCUCCUCGCUGUCAAGAGCUCUGUGUAUGGACUCUACGUGAUCCCCAUCUCCCGCAGCCAGGAAAAUGGCACAGGCAUCCAGAACACGUCUAUGUGCUGGGUGCGGAGCCCCGUGGUGCACGGUGUCCUAGUCAUGGGCUACGGCGGCCUCACAACCCUGUUCAACCUGGUGGUGUUGGCCUGGGCGCUGGGUGUGUUGCGGAGGCUGCGGGAGCGGAAGAAGGGGCCGGGCCCCAGGGCCUGCCGGGACACGAUCACUGUGCUGGGCCUCACCGUGCUAUUGGGCACCACCUGGGCCUUGGCCUUCUUCUCCUUCGGUGUCUUCCUGCUGCCCCAGCUCUUCCUCUUCAGCAUCUUCAACUCGCUCUAUGGUUUCUUCUUCUUCCUGUGGUUCUGCUCCCAGAGGUACCGCUCGGAAGCGGAGGCCAAGGCAAAGAUGGAGGCGCUCAGCUCCUCCCAGACCAUGCGCUGACCCAGGCCUCCCGGCCUGAAGCACCAGCCUUAUGGAGCCUGCAGCCUGAGGCUCUGGCUCCCCCGAGAGGCUGGACACCAACACCCCCCACUACCUCCAGGGAGCCUUUGCCAGCUCCAUGGCCUCCCCCCGCCUGGGCGCGACCUACUGCAGGGCAGGCCCGGCUCCACCUGGGGGCAGCACAGCUGGCCAGGCCUGUGGGCACAGCACCGCCAGAGUGCUGUUCUAGGCCUGGCUCUACAUCUCACUGUGUGUCCUUGGGGCUGCCAUCUCUCAUGGACCCUCAGUUUCUAUGUCUGAGGCAUGGGGAGAAGAGGCUCUUAUCCUGCCUAAUUUGGCAGCUUUGUGAACCAUGAAUAAGAUGGGGGGUAUCAGUGGGGGUUCACCCUGUGACCCCCAUCUGCCUGCUGGGGGCCGGAUCUCUACCUAUCUCCUGCAGAGGACCAGGCAGUACCUUGUCCCUGGUCCUUGCCCAGCCCUUACAGACCCAGACACCAGCCUAUGCCUAAGGCCACUUUUCCUUUAACUCUGAAAUGAUGACAACUUCAUCUCCCAGCCCACCUCCCCAAUGACCGGGGAGUCCAGUCCUUCCCAGAGCUACUUCCUCCAGUGUUCCGAGAGUCCCGUGGCCGUUUAGACCAGCAGCCCAGGCCAAGGGCCUCCUCAGGGUCAGAGGGGACGCUUCUUUCCCUCCAGCUGAGCCACCCGGGCCUCAGCGACCUGGCUGAGGAUGACUGGGCUGUUGGGUGGUGGGCAUGAGGGUGAGGGUUCUAGGACCCAAGCUCUGGCCACUGCCGCGGAGAAUCACCACCGUCCUAGACCUGGCUGGCGGAGCAAGUAAUGCUCAUGAGCCCAUGUCUUUCCCAGGAUGGACACCAGGGGGCGCUGAUGGCCUGUGCGCAGAGGCAUCGGCCUUAUGAUUGUGUCUGGAAACGCUGCCUUCACCUGUCUAUGGAUGUGAUGCACAGUCUGUCACCCCCAGGACUGCACCAACUGGGUGACCAAAGGAGGAAACGCUAAUCCUGUUUACACAUCCAGUUGUCUCUUUCCCCAGUGCAGCUGCUCUCAAGGGCUGGUGCCCCGGCUGCCUGGGGCAGACUCUCAGGGACCCACCCCUGCCAUCAAAUAGAUUUUAUGAGCUUGAACCUCACAGUGAAGGAACUGGAGCUGGGUCUGUGCCCUGCCAGGGUUUCCUUUGCUCGUCUGUACAUUUCUGGAUGCAACAGCUCCUUAGCAGCUGGCGAAUGGUGCAGGCUGUGAGGUCAGGCUGCCCGGGCUCCGGUGCCAGCUCUGCCACUUGCUAGCUGUGUCAUGCAGAUGAGUCACUAAAUCUCUGUGUGCCUUAGUUUUCCCGUGUGUACAGUAGAGCCAGUAGUAAUACCUAUUCUGAAGAUUCAGUAAAAGAAUUCAGUACAGAAUUCAGUAAAAGUAUUCAGUACACGGUUAUUA
Molecule: messenger RNA, 3755 nt
Organism: Chinchilla lanigera (long-tailed chinchilla)
Lineage: Eukaryota; Metazoa; Chordata; Mammalia; Rodentia; Chinchillidae
Gene: Adgrg5
Product: adhesion G protein-coupled receptor G5
Exons: 15
Coding region: 711-2306 (531 amino acids)
Biological process (GO): adenylate cyclase-activating G protein-coupled receptor signaling pathway; cell surface receptor signaling pathway
Cellular component (GO): membrane
Molecular function (GO): G protein-coupled receptor activity
Source: RefSeq, a predicted model, not a curated record